GUUUGAUUCCUGCCGCUCCUCGGCUCCUCGUCCUCCCCCUCCCCUCCCGCACUUCUCCUCCCUCCCAUUCCAGGGAAAGAGAAGCCACCACUGCGGGUGGGUAGAGAAGCGCUUGGCGUCUCCGGGAGGGAACUGACCCCGCCCCGUUUGAACCCCGGAUCACGGCCGGACGAGGUACCAGCUGCGGCUUCAACGGGGUCCGAGAGGCUAGAGCCUGAGGGAGGAAGUUGUGAGGCCAGUGCACUUUUGACUCAAUGGGGUUGAAUGGGUUACAAAAUAUCCUCCUAUGCUUGAGACCUACAGACUACAUGUCCUACAAGAACUAAUCAAUGGUUUUUCAUCUUCUGGAGAUACAUUAGAAACAUAAAUAUGGUGCCAAACGAACACCUUACCCUUCUCUGACUACGGUUUAUUUGAACAUACUUUUGUAUUGAAGAGAGGUAUACAGACUGAGGCUACUCGUGCAGAGACUGUCGUGUAGGAUCAUGGACCAUCCUAGUAGGGAGAAGGAUGAAAGACAACGAACAACUAAACCCAUGGCACAAAGGAGUGCACAUUGUUCCCGACCAUCUGGCUCCUCAACAGCCUCUGGGGUUCUUAUGGUGGGACCCAACUUCAGGGUUGGCAAGAAGAUAGGGUGUGGGAACUUCGGAGAGCUCAGAUUAGGUAAAAAUCUCUACACCAAUGAAUAUGUAGCUAUCAAACUGGAACUAAUAAAAUCACGUGCUCCACAGCUUCAUUUAGAGUACCGGUUUUAUAAACAGCUUGGCAGUACAGGUGAAGGUCUCCCGCAGGUGUAUUACUUUGGACCAUGUGGGAAAUACAAUGCCAUGGUGCUGGAGCUCCUCGGCCCUAGCUUGGAGGACUUGUUUGACCUCUGUGACCGAACUUUUACUUUGAAGACUGUGUUAAUGAUAGCCAUCCAGUUGCUUUCUCGAAUGGAAUAUGUGCACUCAAAGAAUCUCAUUUACCGAGAUGUCAAGCCAGAGAACUUCCUGAUUGGCCGACAAGGCAAUAAGAAAGAACAUGUUAUACACAUUAUAGACUUUGGACUGGCCAAGGAAUACAUUGACCCUGAAACCAAAAAACAUAUACCUUAUAGGGAGCAUAAAAGUUUAACUGGAACUGCAAGAUAUAUGUCUAUCAACACGCAUCUUGGCAAAGAGCAAAGCCGACGGGAUGAUUUGGAAGCCCUAGGCCAUAUGUUCAUGUAUUUCCUUCGAGGCAGCCUACCCUGGCAAGGACUCAAGGCUGAUACAUUAAAAGAGAGAUAUCAAAAAAUUGGUGACACCAAAAGGAAUACUCCUGUUGAAGCUCUCUGUGAAAACUUUCCAGAGGAGAUGGCAACCUACCUGCGUUAUGUCAGGCGAUUAGACUUCUUUGAAAAACCUGACUAUGAGUAUUUACGGGCCCUCUUCACAGACCUCUUUGAAAGGAAAGGCUACACCUUUGACUAUGCCUAUGAUUGGGUUGGGAGGCCUAUUCCUACUCCAGUAGGAUCAGUUCAUGUAGAUUCUGGUGCAUCUGCAAUAACUCGAGAAAGCCACACACACAGGGAUCGGCCAUCACAGCAACAGCCUCUACGAAACCAGACUGCAUCGUCAGAGCGCCGAGGAGAAUGGGAAAUCCAGCCCAGCCGGCAGACCAAUACCUCGUACCUGACGUCUCACUUGGCUGCAGACCGCCAUGGGGGAUCAGUGCAGGUGGUUAGCUCAACCAAUGGAGAGCUGAAUGUCGAUGACCCCACAGGAGCACACUCCAAUGCACCAAUCACAGCUCAUGCCGAGGUGGAGGUAGUGGAGGAAGCUAAGUGCUGCUGUUUCUUUAAGAGGAAAAGGAAGAAGACUGCUCAGCGCCACAAGUGACCAGUGCCUCCCAGCAGUCCUCAUGCCCUGGGGACUCUGACUUGAUUGCACCUGCAGCUCCUGCCAUUUCUCGUUGGAAGGGACUCCUCUGUGGGGGAGGGUGGAGAUCCAAACCAAAAAGAAAACAGAUGCCCCCAGAAGGAGCCAGUGCGGGGUAGCCAAGGCCCAGUGGGUCAGUGGCUGUCCCCACCUGCCUAAGGCUCUGAGCAGGUCCCAGAGCUGCUGCUCCCGCACUGCUUGCCCUCGGGGCUGCCUGGUUGACUCUCCUUCCUAUUGUUUACAGUGAAGGUGUCAUUCACAAAAACUCAAGGACUCCUAUUCUCUUCCCUCCCCUUAGUUUACUCCUGCUUCUUGCCCUGCCCUCAACCCCUUCCAGCAUAAAAGCUAGUGAGUUGAAGGCUUUGUCUGCUGAAGGAGCUCAAGAGGCUGGGGGUGGGUCAAGAAGGUAGGAGGAAGAUGGUGGACCUGGACUGGAGAAGAACCUUCUCCACCUGCCGGGUGUGUGCAGUGUGCUUCCUUCGUCCUCUGUGCCUGUGCAGCCUCCAUCCCCCACUGGCCACGGGGUGCAGGUUCUCCCUCCCUCCCUC
Messenger RNA from Equus quagga, 2452 nucleotides. RefSeq names its product casein kinase 1 gamma 1 (gene CSNK1G1). Gene Ontology annotation, molecular function: ATP binding; protein serine/threonine kinase activity. Bases 486 to 1865 code for a protein of 459 amino acids. The record is from RefSeq and is a predicted model, not a curated record. The transcript has 14 exons. Gene Ontology annotation, cellular component: cytoplasm; nucleus; plasma membrane. Lineage: Eukaryota; Metazoa; Chordata; Mammalia; Perissodactyla; Equidae. Gene Ontology annotation, biological process: positive regulation of canonical Wnt signaling pathway; endocytosis; signal transduction.